Molecule: messenger RNA, 821 nt
Organism: Sceloporus undulatus (fence lizard)
Lineage: Eukaryota; Metazoa; Chordata; Lepidosauria; Squamata; Phrynosomatidae
Gene: GSC
Product: goosecoid homeobox
Exons: 3
Coding region: 1-699 (232 amino acids)
Biological process (GO): regulation of transcription by RNA polymerase II
Cellular component (GO): nucleus
Molecular function (GO): RNA polymerase II cis-regulatory region sequence-specific DNA binding; DNA-binding transcription factor activity, RNA polymerase II-specific
Source: RefSeq, a predicted model, not a curated record
AUGACGUCGCCCGGGGGGGACUCGCUCUACGCCUCGGCGGCCGGAGGAGCCGCAGGGGCAGCCGGAGGCAGCGGGGCAGCGGGCGACUACAGCACCGGCGGCUACUACUCCCGGGCGGCGGCCCCGGCCUCCAACCUCUCGGCCCUGGGGGGCUCCCGGCUGGGGGGCUACGGGGGCUACUACUACGGGCAGCUCCAGCUCCAGGCCUCGGCCGUCGGGCCUUCCUGCUGCGGGGCCCUCCAGCCCUUGGGCGCCCAGCAGUGCUCCUGCGUCCCUGGCACAGGCUACGAAGGGACUGGCUCUGUGCUGAUGUCCCCGGUGCCUCCCCAGAUGCUGCCCUACAUGAACGUGGGCACUUUGUCCCGGACGGAGCUGCAGCUGCUGAACCAGCUCCACUGCCGGAGGAAAAGGAGGCACCGCACCAUUUUCACCGACGAGCAGCUGGAGGCCCUGGAGACCCUCUUCCAGGAGACCAAGUACCCCGACGUGGGCACCCGGGAGCAGCUGGCCAGGAGGGUCCACUUGCGGGAGGAGAAGGUGGAGGUGUGGUUCAAGAACCGCCGGGCGAAGUGGCGGCGGCAGAAGAGGUCUUCCUCGGAGGAGUCCGAAAGCGUCCAGAAGUGGAACAAAGCCUCCAAAGCCUCCCCCGAGAAGAGGCAGCAAGAAGAAGUCAAAAGCGACCUCGACUCGGACAGCUGAUAAAAGCCCUUCUUCUCCCGGCUCCGAGGAGGACUGGCCUGGGCCCAGAAGAAGAACCCUUCGGCUGCGCGGAUCGGAGCAAGGAGCCGCCUUCUCUUGCAAAGACUCGGCCUUGGAAGCAG